This is a messenger RNA of Thecamonas trahens ATCC 50062, 1356 nucleotides long. RefSeq names its product glycyl-tRNA synthetase. The transcript has a single exon. Bases 1 to 1356 code for a protein of 451 amino acids. Gene Ontology annotation, molecular function: ATP binding; glycine-tRNA ligase activity. Gene Ontology annotation, cellular component: cytoplasm. Lineage: Eukaryota; Apusomonadida; Apusomonadidae. The record is from RefSeq and is a predicted model, not a curated record. Gene Ontology annotation, biological process: glycyl-tRNA aminoacylation.
AUGGGGACGGCGGGGCGGCGGCUGGCGUCGUCGGCGGUGGAGAUGCCCAAGGUACAGGUGCCCAAGCUAGACGAGGUAGUCAAGAUGUGCAGGGAUAAGGGCUUUGCAGCGGCGUCGGCCGGAGGAUACGGUGGGGCGCGCGGGUGCUACGACUACCUCCCGCUCGGGGCCGAGCUGAAGCGCAAGGUGCAGCAGCGGUGGUGGCGCGAGUUUGUGGAGAAGCGGAUGGGAGUGCACGGGGUGGAGACACCGAUUCUGACGCUGCCACGGGUGUUGGAGGCUGCGGGGCAUGUGGAGCACUUUGGCGAUCCGCUUAUCUCGUGCGCAGGCUGCGGGGCGCCGCUGCGGGCCGAUGCCGGCGGCGCGUGCACCGGGUGCGGCAAGAAGAAACAGCCGGCUGGGGCGAGCGACGCGGCAACGAUGUUCAAUCUGUUGUUUGAGACGGCGGCCGGGGCCGGCGAGGCCAAGCGGAGCAUGUAUCUGCGGCCCGAGACGGCGCAGGGCAUGUUCACCUCGCUCAACGAGACGGUCCGCGCGCUGCGGAUUGCGCAACUGCCGUUUGGCGUGGCGAGCAUGGGCAAGGCCUUCCGCAAUGAGAUCUCGCCGCGCGAGUUCCUGUUCCGCGUCCGCGAGUUUGAGCAGGGUGAGGUCGAGUGGUUCGUGGCGCGCGACGAGGCCGAUGCAGCCUUCCACGAGUGGCUCAACUUUUCGCACCAGUGGCUUGUCCGCCUCCUCAACCAUCCGCACCAGCUCCUUCGCGUCGAGCAUCACGAUGCCGGCUCGCUGGCGCACUACGCGCGGGCGACGGCCGACAUCGAGUUCAAGUACCCGUUCGGGUGGGGCGAACUGUGGGGCGUGGCUGACCGCGGGCAGCACGAUGUUCAGGCGCACGCGGCAGCGACGGGCGACAAGGUUCCGGCGCUUCUCGACGACGCAGUGGUCAUCGAGCCGUCUGUCGGCUUUGACCGCCUUGUCUUUGCGCUGCUUGUCGACGCCAUGGCCGUCCGCGAGGGCUCGGACGACGCCGAGCGGAGCGUGCUGCGGCUGGACCCGGCGAUUGCGCCGGUGACGGCGACAGUGCUCCCGCUGGUGGCCAAGGACGAGGAGCUUGUCAAGCAUGCCAAGGUCCUUGCCACCGGACUCUCAACCGUUAUCGGGAGCGUCAGCUACGAGGCCUCGGGCUCUGUGGGCAAGCGCUACCGGCGCGCCGACUCCAUCGGCGUCCCGUUCUGCGUCACUGUCGACGCACAGAGCCUCAACGACCAGACGUACACACUCCGCUUCCGUGACACCAUGCUCCAGGAGCGGGUGGACGUCAAUGAUCUCGUGGCGCGGAUCUCAGAGGCGACGCGAUAA